GAUAAUGAAGGGAUUAAAUCUGUCUAAAGCCGCGGCAGGACCGAUACAUCCACAUAAAGGUUAACAAUAAGACAAGACAAUGUUUUUCUCCGAGGGCAUAUACGUUUGUUAGAAUACAGAUUACAAUUCAUUAGAAGACAGAUCAAUAAAUAAAAAGAAAUCAAAAGACGGAUUUUUGUUUUGGAUGGCUCAACACAGGAUGGCUGUGGAGCAAUCCACCGCAGCCCUGCUAAUUGUAAUGGGUAAGGCAACAAAUUAAAUUAAAUUUCCUAACUUCCCUAUGUAUCUGCAUGCUUAAUUAAUUAAUAUUGGUAUUUAAUUUUAAUGCAGAUUAAAUUUGAGAUUAUACAUUCUCAGAAAAUUGAAAAAUUAUACACAUUCGCAGUUUUUUUUAAACAAUGGUAAUUAAUAGUUAUACAAAAUUGUUUAAUAUUCAUAGAACUAUAUAUGUAUUGGUUUAUAAACAUGAAGUACCAAGAAAUAAUCAAAUUGUAUUAAAAACAGGUGUCAUUGUGGGUACCCUCGCUGACAUGCCACAUACGUAUUCAACUGGAUCUCCCACAACGUUUGGAGCAUUGAACACCAAUUCAAACACUACAAACAGUCCAUCAACUCCAACCUCAGCGCCAACUUUCAAGUUGAAGGCUACAAUAUCAAAGCCUUUCACUGCAGAGUUAACAAACCAAACAACUAAAGAAUUUCAAGAACUGGCAUCGGCUGUUAUCAUGGUGUGUAAUGAGUUCUUUCGGAAGACAUAUGGGCUGGUUUUCAACACCACGAAUGUCCUGGGAUUCAGUUCGUCCACGACUGGUACGACUACAAUAGAGGGGGAGCUUGUAUUUAAUGAUACAGCCUCACCUGAAGAGAUCCCAUCAGCAAGUGAAGUUUUGAACACCAUGAGAUUGGCUGCAGCAGCAACCUGUUCGAGCGGAAUCUCAAUUGAUACGGAUUCUAUAGCUGUAACAGAAAUGCCAACCUCAACGACAGCACCAACAACAACUACGGCAACUCCAGAUUCCUCAGUUCCUACUGUGUCUUUCACGGUAGAGGCUACACUAUCAAAGCCUUUCACUGCAGAGUUAACAAACCAAACGACUGCAGAGUUUCAAGAACUGCAAACAACUGUUGUGACAUCUUGCGAUGCGAUCUUCCGGGAGGCCUAUGGGUCGGUUUUCAUCACCACCCUUGUCCUUGGAUUCAGCCCGUCCAUCGAUGGAAACACUACAAUAGAGGUGGAGCUUGUUUUCAAUAACACAGCAUCACCUGAAGUGACCGUUUCAACUGCCGAUGUACUGGAGACCAUGACGACGGCAGCAACCAACACCUCCGCUGGCGGAUUCUCCUUUGAUCCUGAAUCAAUUGUUGUCACAGAAACGCCAACCUCAACGACAGCACCAACAACAACUACGGCAACUCCAGAUUCCUCAGUUCCUACUGUGUCCUUCACGGUAGAGGCUACAAUAUCAAAGCCUUUCACUGCAGAGUUAGCAAACCAAACGACUGCAGAGUUUCAAGAACUGCAAACAACUGUUGUGACAUCUGUAAGUUGAUAUCAUUUCAAACUUGAAGUCUUUAACGUUGCCCUCUUUUGCCUCUCGUCCUUCGAUACCCUUUCGAUGCAUUCCAUAUUACUUGA
Molecule: messenger RNA, 1636 nt
Organism: Gadus chalcogrammus (walleye pollock)
Lineage: Eukaryota; Metazoa; Chordata; Actinopteri; Gadiformes; Gadidae
Product: mucin-2-like
Exons: 8
Coding region: 399-1550 (383 amino acids)
Source: RefSeq, a predicted model, not a curated record